AUGGACGGAGCGUACUUCGUAUCUAGGUCUGACAUCUUAGCAUGGAUUAAUACUACCCUUCAGCUGAAUGUCUCUAAAGUCGAAGAGGCAGCUUCGGGGGCUAUCCACUGCCAGCUUAUGGACGCUAUCUACCCGAAUGUCGUCCCUAUGCAUAAAGUCAACUACGAUGCGAAGAAUGAGUACGAAAUGAUUCAGAAUUACAAGGUCCUUCAGGAUGUCUUUGACAAACUCAAGAUAGCAAAGCACAUCGAGGUGAACAAGCUUGUGAAAGGGCGCCCAUUGGACAACCUUGAGUUCAUGCAGUGGAUGAAGCGUUAUUGCGAUACCAUCAGCAAGGGAGUCAUCGAUCCUAGUUACAAUCCUGUGGAACGCCGCAACUCCUCUAAGGGUGGGAAGGAGAUGUUGAGGAAGUUUCCUCAACCUGCUGCCUCUCGGCCUCGCGUGCAACCCCGUGCGCAGCCGGUUAUGAGCAAGCCAGCGACAGGAAAUCCAAGGUCAACUGCCACCCGGGCCUCCUCUGCACCGAACACAACUGAUUACCAGCUGUAUGACAAGCAAGUCCAGGAGCUCCGAGAGCAGAUUUCCGAACACAAGAUGACUAUUGACAGCCUUGAGAAGGAACGGGAUUUUUAUUUCACCAAGCUCAGGGAUAUCGAACUUCUCUGCCAAACGCCUGGUCACGCUACGAUACCGAACGCUGCCGUGCUGAAGAUUCUCUACGCAACAGAAGACGCAGAAGACACUCUGGAUCAGGCGCGCGCUCUUUUGCAAGUAAAUGGCGAGGCAGAAGCGGAAGUUGACAACGAGCAGGAACCUGCCGACGUGGAAGAGGCUGAGGAAGAGCCCCAAGAUGAGGAAGUGUUUAUGGAUGGGUCGAGCGACGUAACUACCCCCCUGGCAACAGUGGAAGUUCAGUAA
This is a messenger RNA of Closterium sp. Naga37s-1, 918 nucleotides long. Lineage: Eukaryota; Viridiplantae; Streptophyta; Zygnematophyceae; Desmidiales; Closteriaceae. The record is from the annotation of a GenBank genome assembly.